This is a messenger RNA of Linnemannia hyalina, 750 nucleotides long. The record is from the annotation of a GenBank genome assembly. Lineage: Eukaryota; Fungi; Mortierellomycota; Mortierellomycetes; Mortierellales; Mortierellaceae.
AUGGAAGAGACUACUACAACUACUCCUGCCACCCCCUCUUCGUCUCUUGUGAAACAAUCGCCGCAGUCAACUUCCUCGUCCUCUUCAGUCUGGAGCCCCUUCUCGUUUGACGAUGAGUUGGACCGGAUACAACUCGCUGACCAACAUCAACUGCAGUUGGACUCGGACGUAGUUAUGGAAGAACGAGACGAAUCAGCAUCGUCUUCCUCUUCUUCCCUCACAGGCAACACCAUCAACAACAACAACAACCCCUUUGACUUGUCGUCUUCCUCGUCAUCUAUGAUCUUUGACGACUCGUAUUACAACUACUUCUAUCAGCCAAACUCUUACCAACAACACCACCUCAAACAACAACAGCUGCUCCAGCUGCAUCAGAUGCAACUCCAGUACCCUCUCCAGCAGCACCAACAGCAAAUGCUCGAUGAAGAUCAAGAAUAUCUAUACGAGGCUAGUCAAGCGCAAGAGGACUGGCUGGAUGCCGUUCUGGAGGAUCUGAUCGAAGACGACCAGGACAACGACGACGAUGAUGGCGAAGACAUUUCCUCUCCGGAAUACGACGACUCUGACGACUCAGUUGCUGGCGACUAUAAUCGCGAGACUUUUGAGGACGACGUGGAACGGCAACAACUACAGCUGUCUGAGCCACGGGCGAAAAUUCCGACCAUGAUCCAAUUCAUCACCCUCAGACCAGUAACAACAACAACAACACCAUCAACAGCACUAGUAGCCAUCAUGUCAGUCGUCGCCUAG